Pangasianodon hypophthalmus (striped catfish) is the source of this 9198-nucleotide messenger RNA. It is a transcript of the gene ago3b, whose product is annotated as argonaute RISC catalytic component 3b. Gene Ontology annotation, biological process: regulation of stem cell proliferation; regulatory ncRNA-mediated gene silencing. Lineage: Eukaryota; Metazoa; Chordata; Actinopteri; Siluriformes; Pangasiidae. Bases 698 to 3226 code for a protein of 842 amino acids. The transcript is spliced from 19 exons. Gene Ontology annotation, molecular function: protein binding; RNA binding. The record is from RefSeq and is a predicted model, not a curated record.
GAGGUUGGUAUUUCCGGUUGGGUCCCUCUGACUGUAGUGAGAUGGUAAACCGGUAACAGGACUUAAAGGGACUCGGAGCGAGAAACCGGCUGGGAGUAAAAUCUGUCCUUUCGGUCCAGGAGCUUCAAGUUUUUAGACACAGACACAUAUUUAUUCUUUUAGCUGCCGGUGUGUGUGUGUGUGUGUGUGUGUGUGUGUGUGUGUGUGUGUGUGUGUUGUCGGGGGCGUUUCAGCCGCUGGUAGCUAGUAGCAAAGAAAAAUAAAAAAAAGAAAAAGAAGGAGAAAAAGCAAAGCAGACUGUGGGGAGUGUUCAGGAGGAUUCAUCUGGGAGCAGUUAGUUCCAGCGGGGAGGUGUGUGUGUGUGUGUGUGUGUGUGUGUGCGUGCGUGCGUGCUGGCAGGAGGACAGCGCUGAACCGGAUGAACCCGAGGCCGAGCUGACCCUCAGCCAGCCGGACAGAGAAGACGUUCACCUGGGCUGAAUCAGGAGCCACACCGCCGCCCCUCCGCCGCCCCUCCGCCGUCCUCCACACGGGUGCUGAUCAUCCAGAAGCCGGCCAGAAUCCGGGCAGAGACCUCAUGAAUGGAAAUCAGCACUACAGGUAGCCUCCGAGCUCCUUCUCCUUCCUGAAGUCCAUUAAAGGAGCCGUUGGGGCUGCGCCCCUGUUCUCCGUGCCACGCAGGCCUGGCUAUGGCACCAUGGGCAAGCCCAUCAAGCUGCUGGCCAACUGCUUUCAGGUGGACAUCCCAAAGAUGGACGUCUACCUGUACGAGGUGGACAUCAAGCCAGAGAGAUGUCCACGCCGAGUCAACAGGGAGGUUGUGGACUCCAUGGUGCAGCAUUUUAAAGUGACCAUCUUUGGAGACAGAAGGCCAGUCUAUGACGGCAAGAAGAGCCUGUAUACAGCACACCCACUACCAGUCGCUGCAGGAGGAGUGGACCUAGAUGUGACCUUGCCUGGAGAGGGAGGCAAGGAUCGGCCCUUUAAAGUCUCUAUCAAGUUUGUGUCCCUGGUUAGCUGGCACAUGCUGCACGAGGUGCUGACUGGGCGGAGUACGCCCGAGCCUCUGGAGUUGGACAAGCCAAUCAGCACCAACCCUGUGCACGCUGUAGACGUGGUGCUGCGCCAUCUGCCCUCCAUGAGGUACACUCCAGUAGGCCGGUCCUUCUUCUCCUCUCCUGAAGGUUAUGAUCAUCCGCUGGGAGGUGGCAGGGAGGUGUGGUUUGGGUUCCACCAAUCAGUGAGGCCAGCUAUGUGGAAGAUGAUGCUGAAUAUAGACGUGUCUGCUACUGCGUUCUACAAAGCCCAGCCGGUGAUCCAGUUCAUGUGUGAGGUUCUGGACAUCCAUAACAUUGAUGAGCAGCCACGCCCUCUGACAGACUCCCACAGAGUCAAAUUCACCAAAGAAAUCAAAGGUCUGAAGGUGGAGGUGACACACUGCGGCACCAUGAGGAGGAAGUACAGGGUGUGUAAUGUCACCCGUCGGCCUGCCAGCCACCAAACGUUUCCGCUGCAACUGGAGAACGGGCAGACUGUGGAGAGAACAGUGGCGCAGUACUUCCGAGAGAAAUACAACCUGCAGCUCAAAUAUCCCCACCUGCCCUGCCUGCAGGUGGGCCAGGAGCAGAAACACACAUAUCUGCCCCUAGAGGUGUGUAAUAUCGUAGCUGGGCAGCGCUGCAUUAAGAAACUGACAGAUAACCAAACCUCCACCAUGAUUAAAGCCACGGCUCGAUCGGCACCAGACAGACAAGAGGAGAUCAGCCGACUGGUGCGCAGUGCGAACUAUGAGGCUGACCCGUUUGUGCAGGAGUUCCAGUUCCGCGUGAGGGAUGAGAUGGCCGAGGUGACCGGCCGCGUAUUGCCUGCCCCCAUGCUGCAGUACGGCGGCAGGGUGAGCUCUGAACACUUCCUGAAUCGCACAGUGGCCACUCCAAGCCAUGGUGUAUGGGACAUGAGAGGGAAGCAGUUCCACACUGGUGUAGAAAUUAAAAUCUGGGCCAUCGCCUGCUUUGCCACCCAGAGACAGUGCCGAGAGGAAAUCCUCAAAAGCUUUACCGAUCAGCUGCGUAAGAUUUCAAAAGAUGCUGGGAUGCCUAUUCAGGGCCAGCCGUGCUUCUGCAAGUACGCUCAGGGAGCAGACAGUGUAGAGCCUAUGUUCAGACACCUGAAGAACACCUAUGCUGGCCUGCAGCUCAUCAUCGUCAUCCUGCCUGGGAAAACGCCCGUCUAUGCGGAGGUGAAGCGUGUUGGAGACACUCUUCUCGGAAUGGCCACUCAGUGUGUGCAGGUGAAGAACGUGGUGAAGACCUCGCCGCAGACGCUCUCCAACCUCUGCCUUAAGAUCAACGUCAAGCUAGGUGGCAUCAACAACAUCCUGGUUCCUCAUCAACGUCCGUCCGUCUUCCAGCAGCCAGUCAUUUUCCUAGGUGCUGAUGUCACUCAUCCACCUGCAGGAGAUGGCAAGAAGCCCUCCAUCGCUGCGGUGGUGGGCAGCAUGGACGCCCACCCGAGCCGCUACUGUGCCACGGUGCGUGUGCAGAGGCCCAGGCAGGAGAUCAUCCAGGACCUGGCCUCCAUGGUCCGAGAGCUGCUCAUCCAGUUCUACAAAUCCACACGCUACAAACCCACACGCCUCAUCUUUUACAGAGACGGAGUGUCCGAGGGACAGUUCCGACAGGUGCUGUAUUAUGAGCUGCUGGCCAUUCGGGAAGCCUGUAUAAGUCUGGAGAGAGAGUACCAACCAGGCAUCACGUACAUCGUCGUGCAAAAACGCCACCACACACGCCUUUUCUGCGCUGACCGUAACGAGAGGGUUGGACGGAGUGGAAACAUUCCUGCCGGCACUACAGUUGACACAGACAUCACCCAUCCCUAUGAGUUUGACUUUUACCUCUGCAGUCAUGCUGGAAUACAGGGCACGAGCCGGCCCUCACACUACCAUGUGCUGUGGGAUGACAACUGCUUCACAGCCGAUGAGUUCCAGCUGCUCACCUACCAGCUGUGCCACACAUAUGUACGCUGCACACGCUCCGUCUCCAUCCCAGCGCCUGCCUACUAUGCCCACCUAGUGGCCUUCCGUGCUCGCUACCACCUGGUCGACAAGGAGCAUGACAGUGCGGAGGGCAGUCAUGUAUCAGGACAGAGUAAUGGUCGUGACCCCCAAGCUCUGGCCAAAGCUGUGCAGAUUCACCACGACACUCUGAGGACCAUGUACUUUGCCUAGCCCCUCCUCCUCACCCACACUCACCUGUCACUCAUAUGACACCAUGCACUGAAGCCUACUCCCCCGUCGCGUCAGCGACAAGCCCCGGGCCGCUCUGCUGCUAAAACGAACCAAACGCAACUACAACAAAGGGGAAGGGUGGGAAUUAACACUGUUAUGCAAUAGAAUAGUUUAAAAAAAAAACAGCCAGGCUUUUCUAAGAGCCUACUUCUUUCCUUUUCGUGUGUAGAUCUGUGAGUCCUGAGAAAGGUAUGGCAUUUGUACACUUAUUUAUUAGCAUUGAGUUUAUCUGUGUCUGUCUGUCUUUUUAUCCGCAUGGAAAUCUUUUCAUCUUUGAUUAUAAAUCAAAUUAAAUUAGCUGAAAUUAGGGGAAUUGAUAUCAGACAUAACGGUCAAAGAAUUUCACUCUCGUAAACAGAAGAGAGCAACACCACUGGAGGGCGGUGUGGUAUUAAAGAUCAUACAGUAACGUUACCAUGCUGUGAUUAAGCAAUAUCGCACUGAAUAUCAGCGCGGCUGUGGGAUAUACGCCGCCGGUAAUCGCAGCCAUGCUGAUAUUCAGUGCAACAGCACGAUUGCAAGUGUGAUAUUGCUUUUAUACAACAGUUCUAUAAAGAAAAAAUUAUUAUCGAGUAACUGACAUUUCAGACACAAUAUGGCCAAAUAUUUUGGGGUUGCGGUUUGUUGUUUUGAUUAUUUUUUGAUUUCUUUUUCUUUUUUUCUUUUUUCGCUCCGUCAACAAAAAUAGUUCCCAACGAAGCCGCGGCUGGAUAGACAGAUCAUAGGAUAGGAGUGAUAGAAACAGUGAGACGUCGCAGUGCUGUUGUAGUAAAUAUCAGCACUCUCAGAACGCCACUUGUUCAGUCAAAUUAGUGGAACUAACUGUUGUAUAAAUUUGGAUUAAGAUAGAUAGAGUGAUGCUAGGACAUUGCCAAAGGACGCUGUGUUCUAUUCCAACUAAUGAAAUCAAUAAGAAAUCAAAUCAGUAAGAAUAUUUAUGGGACUUGGCCCAUAUUCAUAAAAUAUCAUGAUCUUGGCACAGUUUUGAUAAUGAACUCAGUUAUCUUGACAGAUCAUUUCUUAAUAAUUCUCUUACUCUGAAAUACUUGAUGGGGGACAUUUUUUGUCUCAGUCUCCAUUUCCACCAUUUGUACACUUGCAUAUUUGUGUGUGUGUGUGUGUGUGCACUUUAAACAAGGUUCAGAAGUAACUUCAAUGAGUUACCCUAUGCCGUCAGUCCUAAGACUUGGACAUGUGCGUCAGUGCGCUGCCUGGAAAACAUCUCUCAGUCUUGUAUCUGUUCAAGAUUGUCCCUUUUUUUUUUCUCUCCUGUAUAAGCAGAGUGAUACAUUAGCUAAGAACUGCAGUUCUUAUUACCUAAAGUACAACCGCUGAACAUCCGUUAAACCCGACCCAAGGUCGGUAGAAAAUUUCCCCUCAGAGGGUUGCGCUGUGGGUGUGUGUGGUUGUGGGUGUGUGUCACUGUUCUUGUGCACUUUAAGUGCAAUCAUUGGUGCGUGUGUGCGUGUGUGUGUGUGUGUGGUUGUUGCCUUUGCCAGGUACUGAAUAAGUAUGUUGACACACCUUUGCUAAUACAGCAUUUUCUCAAUGAACUUCAGAUGUUAGGGAGAGAAGAUGGUGGUUUUUUUCACAUGGUUGCAAAUAUAUAGAGAGCUUAUAGUGUUGUUACUUUAUACGCAUUAAGGAGGGGUUAAAUGUGUUGGGUGUUGUGGGAGUUAAUUGUGUAUUCACAGGGAUUUGAGACAAAGUGCCUGGAAACACAUUCUUAAUGAACAUCGGCCCAUCCGAAGGUUUUCAUGCUGUUAAACCUCAUACUGCAGUUGUUGAAAAGCAGUGUUUUAGAAGUGACUUUAUUUUUAAAACGCAUGAACAAAGGAACUAAGGUAGAGAGGAGUAAGCUGAAGAGACUACCCUGCACUCUGAACAUUUUGGAGUCUUGAAACAAAGAGCAUUUCUUUCUUGCUUUCUCUCCUCCCCAGUGGACGAAAGCACAUACUGCCGCACUGAUGAGUGCACAAAGAAUUUACCAAAAGUGAUACAGCUACAGGCCCUUCUGGUCUACUUUUUAAGAAUUUUUUUUUUUAAUAGCUGGGCCAAAAUUCUGACAGUGCAAAUCAAAGAUGGUAGGCACCAGAUAGCGUUAUGCAGCUUGUUACAUGCUCCAGUAUAUGGCCAAAGGUUUGUGAACACCUGAUUAUCACACCCAUGUAAUGGUUCUUCCAUAAACUCUUGCCACCAUGUUGGAAGCACACUUGUCUAGAAUGUCUUUGGAUGCUGUAGCGUUACAAUUUCCCUUCACUGGCACUAAUGGACCCAAAGCUGUUCCAGCAUGACGAUGCCCCUGUGCACAAAGCGAGCUCCAUGAAGACAUGGUGUGUGAAGGUUGGAGUGGAAGAACUCGAGUGUCCUGCACAGAGCCCUGACCUCAACCCCACUGAACACCUUUGGGAUGAACUGCAACACCAACUGAACCCCAGACCUCCUCGACAUCCCAACAUCAGCGCCUGACCUCACUAAUGCUCUUGUAGCUGAAUGAACACAAAUCCCCACAGCCACGCUCCAAAAUCUAGUGGAAAGCCUUCCCAUAAGAGUGGAGCUUAUUAUAACAGCAAAGAGGGAACUAAACCUGGAAUGGGAUGUUCAGCAAGCACAUAUGGGUGUGAUGGUCAGGUGUUCACAAACUGUAAUCCACGUAGUGUAUCUGGUGGCAACUGGCUGUCAUACAGUUUUUGUCACACGUGCUCUCCAAAUAUAAAUCCGCUGAAUGUCCUUCCGGAUGUAAAUAAGCACUUUGGUUCCAUAAUACAAUACAACCAAAAAAAAUUGAUCUUGGCAGUUUUUAUUUCUUUGAUCUUAUCUUUAAUUUGUUGAGCUUUGGAAGAUGGUAAGCUUUUGCCUAUUCUCUAGCAUUUGCCACUUUUCAACAAGGUUGUAAUGAAUCUGCAGUCCAGGCAGAUCACGCAAUGUGCCUCGAAUAGAUCGGCAUAGCCAUCUGCACGUUUUUUUUUCUGGACCCAUUAAAGGUUGAGGGCUGUUUACUACUUGACCUCUUUUGUGCUCAAGCAUUGGCUUUGUCCACUGCAUCUUUAUUCUCAAAGCCACGUACAGAUGCAAACCAGUGUAGCUGCUAAACCCCUGUUAUACUACAAACAGAUUUGUGUUGGUACAAAGAGUGUGAGAGGAAUGAUGACAAUAUUACUGCACUUAAUUGUUUGAAAUGACUCUAUUUUCUCAGUUGGGGCUCUUUGCCCAGGUGCUAAGAAGUGCGGUGCUGUAAUUUGGGGAAUUGGAAAGCCUUGUCCACCAUUCCCUGUUUUUGUUAUACAGCUUGCCAUGUUCUUUUCACUUUACGCAUAUAUAGAGUGUUUUGAAAGUUGCAUGCUCUGUCUUAGAUGCUGAAUCUUAGCUUGAAAGCCUUGUAGAGGUUGGGAUAUUGCAUUAAGAACAGUUGUAGCGAGUUAAACUGCUUGGUAAAUGCUUGCUGAAUGGUCAACGACACAAAUGACAUCCGAGAGCCAGAUGUUCAAAACCCUUUAGUGAAUAUCAGAAGAACAGAUCGGAUGGCUCUUUUUGAGUCCACGAUCAAAAGCAAAGUUUACAUCACAAUUAUCCAACCAUGUAAAGAAUGGGUUACCUAAAGCAAACUGUGUAUUGGUUGCAUUCUGGUACAAGUGUUUGUUUAUUACAGUUUAUUGGGAAUAUGAUUAAUAAGCAUGAAGUAUUUUACAGUAAAAUUGAAUCAUCAGUUCAGCCUACAACUUCAGAAUAAAGAGAAAAUGAGCGUUUUCUUGUACCGUAUAGUUUAACAAGAAGUUAAUCUUCCAUUGUUUUCUUAGUUAAGGACUGAAAUCAAAACAGUCUCAGUCAGAGAUUGUAGUUUUAAUAUUUGAAAGUGUUAAAGUGUCUCAGUUUAUAUCUUAUAUACCCUCCAAGUUCCAAAAACCGGUGAGAUGGCCUUUGAACAGCUGGCUCCUUAGACACAAUAGAAAAUAAAAUCUCUGCAGUUGCAGGAUAAGCUACUCACAUUGCACUACUUGCAAAUCCCUGCACCUUUUCACUCUGCAUAACUUGUUGGUUCAUAAGAGAAGUGUGACAUUUGUGAAAUGUGACAAGACCGUUACACCAUUAAGAGCUUAUUCAGCCAAUCUUGCCUUAAUGGGGAAGCACACAUUUGGCUGAUUUGGAUGACUUCGGUGCGUGGCACUGUGAAAUCUCCCGUCCGUUUGAACGUACCUGGUACUUCUCUGGCACUACCAGCAUUUGAUUUUUACUUGAAAAAUGAGCUUGAUGAAUAUGGCAUGUAAUCCCGUGCAUGUAGGGGUACAGCAUUCUGUAGUACAGACGUUUUAUCUUCUCAAGUUGCCACGGAUAUAGUUGCUAGGGCCCAGUAAAUGAGGCAUUUCAUGUGAGGGUGGAGAGGUUGGGCACAAACUGUGACGUAAUAAGCCCCACCCCUCCUCUCCAUGCUGGACUAUGGAUGCCUUGGCUCAAAAGCAUUUUUAAUUCAGAGCAGAGGUAUAUUUGUAUAUUUAAAGAAUGGAUCUGUGUAAUGCACACCACUUAUUUUUGCUAACAAAAGUCUAUGAGAGAUACAAGAAUAUAAAAUAACAUUAAUAUUAAACGGUGAGUGUCUAACAAUAAUCAGUUAAAAUGCAAUAGACUGUUGACCUCCAGGUUUAUUCUCUCCUUUUAAAUUUAAUGUUUUUUUUUUUUUCCGCGUUGUCGUGUCGUCCUAUGGAAUUGGUGUAGUUUUAAGUGGCUAAUGUUAAACAAGACAUUCUUUCUUUUGUAUAACUUCACUUUUUUUUGUUCAAUUUAAAUAUAUGAGCAGACUUAUAAACCUGCCCUUUAAAGGUCCAUCCUAAAAUGGAGAUAAUACGGUUUUGUGUAAUGUUGUAUCCACUAUGAUGAAUGAUUUGAACUAAACCCUUUUUUUUGGACGCUAUUAUUAUUAUUAUUAUUAUUAUCAUUAUUAUUAUUAUUAUUAUUAAUCCACAUAGAGGCGAAGAUUCACUAUAAAAGGAGACUUGUCUGUGGAAUGUGCCUUUCUUGAUGGUGCUGAUCUUAAACUAGUAAAUAAAGGACAAAAAGUACUUUUGAAAUGCUCAAAGGGCACAAGCCUUUGUCGACGCUGAAGCUGAGUAUAUACUGAUACAUGAUAUACUGUAUAAUGUGUGUAUGUGUUUUAAAAAAAUGUGUGUAACUGUCAUUUUGUUUGCCAAGAACACAUCCAUAUCCAAGACUUGCCAGUUACAUCAAUGCAGGACCAAAUGUUUUCACAAGGGUUUUUGUUGGUGAUUGGGGCACAUGGCAUGGCAUAACCCACUGCUUGCACUAGCCAGGCUACGACAGGAGACCUCAGAGAUCUAGCCAUUUUAUUUUAUUUUUUUUUAAUUAUAGAAAGAGGUUUUGGCAACAUGGAGAUUUAAAGCUUUUGUUUGGUGCAGGCAACAAAACUAACGUUCUUAAUUUAAAUAAUAAUUCCACUGAGACAGCGUAAUCAAUAUUUAAUUAACUCCAAUCUCUAAUCAAAUCUAUCUUGUGCAGUCUUCAUUUGGAGCAGCUGACAAUUCCACCAUCAGCAAUCUAUGAAUUUAGCAUCUAUUCUGUAUAUUUUUCAGCAUUGAUUUAAACAAAAUGCUUAGAACAGAUCAACUAGAGUUGCUAAAGCUUUGGUCAGUGCUCAAGCUCUGUCGUGCCAUGUCAGUUCCUUCUCAUGCUGAAGGGAUUCCAUGGAAAAAAGAAAAAAAUACCAUUGAUUUUGCUUUGGUUACAGAACAUAAUGCAUCAUGCUCUCAAUUGUCUGAUAAUGGACCUGUCUAGUUUUUGAAAUACAUUUUUGGAGGGUCUUAUCAUCUGAUUCUGUUCUUUCAUUGAGCCUUUUUGGUUUUUUUUGUUUUAUUGUCCUAUUUAAUUGUUAAUAUUUUAAUUAAAUAUAUAUGUAUGCAGAA